GCUAUGGAAGGCAACAGCAGAAUUGAGUGCAUCUUUUUCAGUGAAUUCCACCCAACACUUGGGCCUAAAAUAACAUACCAGGUACCAGAAGAUUUCAUUUCCCGGGAGCUUUUUGAUACAGUUCAGGUAUACAUCAUCACUAAACCUGAACUGCAAAACAAGCUCAUCACAGUUACAGCUAUGGACAAAAAACUAAUUGGCUGCCCAGUGUGUAUUGAGCACAAGAAAUAUAGCCGGAAUGCUCUGCUCUUUAACCUCGGCUUUGUUUGUGAUGCUAGAGCUAAAACCUGUGCGCUGGAACCCAUUGUGAAGAAACUGGCAGGUUAUCUCACCACUUUGGAGCUUGAGAGUGGCUUCAUCUCCAAUGAUGAGAGCAAGCAAAAGUUGAUACCAAUAAUGACCAUCCUGCUUGAGGAACUGAAUGCCACUGGCAAAUGCACUCUGCCAAUAGAUGAAUCAAACACCAUUCACUUGAAAGUGAUUGAGCAACGCCCAGAUCCCCCCAUUGUGCAGGAAUAUGAUGUUCCCGUUUUUACCCAAGAUAAGGAUGACUUCUUCAAUUCCCAGUGGGACCUCACCACUCAGCAGAUCCUUCCAUACAUUGAUGGGUUUCGGCACAUUCAGAAAAUCUCAGCUGAAGCAGAUGUGGAGCUCAAUUUGGUUCGAAUUGCCAUCCAGAAUCUGUUAUACUAUGGAGUAGUGACUCUUGUCUCCAUACUUCAGUAUUCAAACGUGUAUUGUACUACUCCCAGAGUUCAGGAUCUGGUAGAUGAUAAAUGUCUCCAAGAAGAAUGCCUCUCAUAUAUCACAAAGCCAGGUCACAAACGAGCGAGUCUGAGAGAUGUUUUCCAGCUGUACUGUGGACUGGCCCCUGGCACGACUGUUCGAGACCUUAUUUGUCGCUAUACAGUCCAGCUCCAGAGAGUGGAUGAAAGGAAGCUCGUCCAGUUUGGUUUGAUGAAAGGUCUUAUUCGGCGGCUUCAGAAGUACCCUGUGAAAGUUGCCCGGGAUGAAAGAAGUCACCCAGCACGACUCUACACAGGCUGUCACAGCUAUGAUGAAAUCUGCUGUAAAACAGGCAUGAGCUACCGGGAGUUGGACGAGAGGCUGGAAAAUGAUCCCAAUAUAAUUGUUUGUUGGAAAUGAGUCUGUCCAAGAAAGCAGAGGUUUCUUCACUGUGCCCUGUAAACAAUUGCUUGAGCUACACUGG
This is a messenger RNA of Euleptes europaea (tarantolino), 1210 nucleotides long. It is a transcript of the gene NPRL2, whose product is annotated as NPR2 like, GATOR1 complex subunit. The coding region runs from base 4 to 1146 and encodes 380 amino acids. Gene Ontology annotation, biological process: positive regulation of autophagy; cellular response to amino acid starvation; negative regulation of TORC1 signaling. Gene Ontology annotation, molecular function: GTPase activator activity. The transcript is spliced from 11 exons. Gene Ontology annotation, cellular component: vacuolar membrane; GATOR1 complex. The record is from RefSeq and is a predicted model, not a curated record. NCBI's taxonomy places the organism in Eukaryota, Metazoa, Chordata, Lepidosauria, Squamata, Sphaerodactylidae.